AGGAAGUAAAUGUCUUUCACGGCUGGCUUCUUCCCACUCAUCUGUCUGUGUUUGGAGCCAUUUAACUCUUCUGGAAACAGUCCUCGGUCCUGUAUUAUUUGUUUUAAGGAUUAUUCAGAUAAACGAUGUGGCUGUUAAAGCCGAACCACGCCUGCAGAUGAGGACACUCCUUUUUGGUGCUUGGGUGGUGUUAUACGUUUCAGUUCUUUUAGUAGCUCGAAGGAUGUGGGUUGGAAAGUAUUCUCGGAGUCCACUUACCCGGACGCUUUUCACGAACGCGUUCACCGGCUCGGAUUUGAAUGCACAAGGAGUGCAAGAGUGGUAUCGCUGCUCUCCUGACCUGUUAGGUGAGAAAAUUCAGCCCUUGUUUGUGCAGUGUCAUUUAGAUGAGGAUACUCAAGCUUUCCUUCAGAGGAGUGUGGAGAAAUCUGGUUGGGUCUUUACCCAACUCUAUCACUCACUCUUCUCCACCAUCUUCAGCCCCAUUGUCUCCAGGACAUCCAUCAAUGGGUUUCUGGGCCGAGGCUCCAUGUUUGUUUUCUCACAGGACCAAUUUCGCCAGCUUCUCCAAAUCAGUCCGGACUGGAGAGGAGAAAGACUACUGGAUCUCGGAGCUGGGGAUGGAGGCGUCACUGAAGUAAUGGGCUCUCAUUUUGAAGAGGUUUAUGCCACUGAGGUGUCCCCUCCAAUGAGAUGGCAGCUCCAAAAAAAGAACUACCGGUUGUUGGAAAUUGAUGAGUGGCCAAAGACGGGUUUCCAGUAUGACAUUAUCAGCUGUCUGAACCUCUUGGACCGAUGUGACCAUCCUUUCCAGCUGCUCAGGGACAUCAAGGAGUCUCUGGUACCUGUCACAGGAAGGCUGAUCCUUGCAGUAGUUCUACCCUUUCAGCCGUAUGUUGAAAUAAGAGGAAGAUGGGUGCGUCCUGCAGAGCACAUCCGCUUGAAAGGCACGACUUGGGAGGAGCAAGUUAAAAACCUGUCUGAUGACAUAUUCCACAGUGUAGGACUUGAGGUGGAGGUAGUGACACGCCUGCCAUAUUUAUGUGAGGGAGACAUGCACCAGGAUUAUUAUGUAUUAGAUGAUGCAGUGUUUGUACUGAAGCCUCAGGAAUGAGAUCGUAAUUAACUCAUUCAAACUUGAAUUCACUAAAGUGGCCAUCUGGAGGUUUAUAGAAUUAUAUCUGCGUAUAAACCCUUUACAGUAUACUGAAUUAAAAUUCUAAACAUUUCUCUAUAGUAUUAUGAGGAUAUUAAAGCCAUGGCAAGGACUUUUCUUUACAUGUUAUUUUGGUGUUUAGCAUAUGACUUAUUGGUAAAACAUUUUAAAUGAUCAAUAAUUAAUUAACUGCUACAUUAAGAACUGACUUUGACGCUCAGAUUUGUAAAGAUAUCCAGGUCACUUGACCUGUUGUGCCUACCCUGCAUACUUACCUGAUGUUUCUGAUGAAGGAUCGGUAAGCUAUGUCCAGACCUCAUUUGAACAAUACCGUAUGAUUGAUGCACAGUUUUUAGGAUUUGUUUACACAGACUUCAUAUUCGUAUUCAUUUCCAUCCAAGUGCUGGACUGGUGCUCCUGUAUUUAAUAAUGAUGGCAGGCCUGUUCAUAAUGUAUUGUCUGAAGUAUUUUCAAUAAAAAAAAAACACAUGGCAAACCA
Molecule: messenger RNA, 1655 nt
Organism: Ictalurus punctatus (channel catfish)
Lineage: Eukaryota; Metazoa; Chordata; Actinopteri; Siluriformes; Ictaluridae
Gene: mettl9
Product: methyltransferase like 9
Exons: 6
Coding region: 158-1114 (318 amino acids)
Molecular function (GO): protein-L-histidine N-pros-methyltransferase activity
Source: RefSeq, a predicted model, not a curated record